Pundamilia nyererei is the source of this 3653-nucleotide messenger RNA. RefSeq names its product dishevelled segment polarity protein 2 (gene dvl2). Gene Ontology annotation, molecular function: frizzled binding. The transcript has 14 exons. Gene Ontology annotation, biological process: canonical Wnt signaling pathway; intracellular signal transduction. Gene Ontology annotation, cellular component: cytosol. The record is from RefSeq and is a predicted model, not a curated record. The coding region runs from base 393 to 2582 and encodes 729 amino acids. Lineage: Eukaryota; Metazoa; Chordata; Actinopteri; Cichliformes; Cichlidae.
GCUCGCAACAAGUGGUGAAAAGUUUUCAGACCCCCCCUCCCCUGUAUGUUUUUGUUGGGGGAAAAGUUGUUGGGAGUUAGGUCGUGUGAAUGUAGCUUCCCCGUAUUUUUUCCCUCGCCUCUCGGUAACAGUGGGAAUGCGAGUUUUUACUCCAGGGAAGUCGAGCUUCGAGCAGGGUUUUUCCUCCCUACGUCCUCCGGCUCGGACCGAAAAUCUCGGUGGCCCUCAUCGUUUCACCUCUGCCGUCUCGUUAGCCACCUAAGCUAGCUCCGCCGCCAGCUAACUGCCCCACAAAGUUAUCGCUACCUCGCCUCACGGUGUGUGUGUAUUUCUUUCGGAAACUUCCAGGUCGGCAGGAAAAGAAGAAGAAAAAAGAAACCGCAAACGUAGAGAUGGCGGAAACCAAAAUAAUUUAUCAUAUCGACGAGGAGGAGACGCCGUAUUUGGUGAAGAUUCCCAUCGCUGCCGAAAAUAUCACUUUACUGGAUUUUAAACAGGUCCUGAACAAGCCAAACUACAAGUUCUUCUUCAAGUCUAUGGACCAAGACUUCGGGGUGGUGAAGGAAGAGAUUUCAGACGACAGUGCCAAGUUGCCAUGUUUCAACGGCAGAGUGGUGUCAUGGUCGUGCUCUAAUUCCAUCUGUAAUUGUGCUUAUUUUUACAGUCCCAAUGCAACAGGCAGCGUGGAGACUUUGGACGACCAGACUGAAACGGAGUCUGUAGUUUCUUUCAGGAGAGAGAGGCCUCGGCACAGAGAGAGCAUGGAACAACACGGCCCUCGUAUGAACGGCCAGAGUCGUCUGGAGCGCCACCUGGCAGGAUACGAGAGCUCUAGCACGGUGAUGAGCAGCGAGUUAGAAACGACCAGCUUCUGCGACUCUGAGGACGAUGACACGAUGAGCAGGUUCAGCAGUGCCACAGAGCAGAGCACAGCUUCGAGGCUUCUUAAGCGACAUCGUCGACGGAGGAAACAGCGUCCCCCACGUCUGGAGAGGGCCUCCUCCUUCAGCAGUGUUACAGAUUCCACGAUGUCUCUGAACAUCAUCACCGUCACUCUAAACAUGGAAAAGUACAACUUCCUGGGUAUCAGCAUAGUGGGCCAGAGCAACGAAAGGGGGGAUGGAGGCAUCUACAUUGGCUCCAUCAUGAAGGGAGGAGCUGUGGCUGCUGAUGGACGCAUUGAACCUGGUGACAUGCUGCUGCAGGUGAAUGACAUCAAUUUUGAAAAUAUGAGUAACGACGAUGCAGUGCGGGUCCUGAGGGAGAUUGUACACAAGCCAGGGCCCAUCAUCCUCACAGUGGCAAAGUGCUGGGACCCGUCUCCUCAGGGCUACUUCACUCUGCCUCGCAAUGAGCCGGUCCGACCCAUUGACCCUGCAGCAUGGGUCAGUCACUCCGUGGCCAUGACCGGGGCUUACCCUCCCUACCCAGGCAGUUCCUCCCUCAGCACCAUCACGUCCUCGUCCUCCGUCACCGAGACUGAACGUUUUGAUGACUUUAACUUAUCACUGCACUCUGACAUGGCAUCUGUCGCCAAAGCCAUGGCCUCACCAGAGUCGGGUCUGGAAGUCCGGGACCGCAUGUGGCUUAAAAUCACCAUUCCCAACGCUUUCCUAGGUUCAGACGUAGUUGAGUGGUUGUUUCACCACAUCGAGGGAUUUCAGGACCGCCGUGAAGCCAGGAAGUACGCCAGCAACCUGCUGAAGGCCGGCUUCAUUCGUCACACGGUCAAUAAGAUCACAUUCUCCGAACAGUGCUACUAUGUAUUCGGAGACUUGAGCGACUGUGAGAACUAUAUGGCCAAUCUGUCUCUGAAUGACAACGACGGUUCCAGCGGCGCCUCGGACCAGGACACCCUGGCCCCCUUGCCGCUCCCUGGGGCUUCCCCGUGGCCCAUGAUGCACACCUUCCCCUAUCAGCCAUACCCAACACAUCCCUUCUCCAGCCAGCCGCCUCCGUACCACGAGCUUACCAGUUACAGCUACGCCCCGGGCAGCACUGGCAGCCAACACAGCGAAGGGAGCCGGAGCAGCGGCUCGACGAGAAGCGAGGGUGAGCGGCGUCGCAGCAGUAAAGGCCCUGGUAGCACUGUGGGCGGAGGGGAGAAAUCCCCGUCCGGCGGUGGUGGAGAAGGUGGCGGUGCCGACUCGCGCUCCGGCAGCGGCAGCGAGUCUGAGUACUCGACGCGCAGCAGUCUGAGGCGCGGCCACGGUUCAGCCGCCCCCAGCGAGCACAGCCACGCCUCCUCCCAACGCUCGCAUCAUCACCGCAUACCCCAACCGCCCCACAUGUCCCCCUACCCGCCGGGAAUCCUGCCGUACAACCCCAUGAUGGUGAUGAUGGUACCCCAGCAUCCACACCCGGCCAUGGCAACCGCCCACGGCCUUCAGCACACGCAGCCGAUGGCGGCAGCUCCCAUGCACCCCGCGUUACCUCCACCUCCUUCCUCCACUCCUGGAGGACCGCCUGGUGCUCCGCCCACUCGUGACCUGGGUUCCGUACCCCCAGAGCUCACUGCGUCACGGCAGUCGUUCCACCUGGCCAUGGGAAACCCCAGCGAGUUCUUCGUGGACGUCAUGUAGUUUUUUUUCUCUUCCUUGUGUUUGGUGUCCGUUCAUGUGAAGUUAGUGUUCCCACUUGUGUCGACGAGGAUCUGAUGGUAGCUUAUUGAACUCGUGUGUGCCUGUUGGAGUCGGGGCGCUUGACACUAAAUUUGGUCGAACAGGGUUUUAAAGUAAGAACGACGAUAGGACAAAUCUCAAUUGAUCUAUGUAGAAAGUUUAGCUUCUCUUCUUCAAAUCCACUACAGAGCGCAGCCUGUUUUUAUUUUUCAGGCCUUAACCCAGGAGGUUAUUGUUUCCCUCCUACAGAAAACUGUACAAUAUUUAGCAUUUGAUCAUUACACUCCUUCAAACACUCACUUAAUAUUUUAUCAUGGGAAGACCCUUCCAGUUCAGCCACUUGCCCUUGAGCUGCCCAUCCAGAAACAACUGAGACCACAGUUUGGCACUAGAGGGCGCCAGGCACACCCAGGCACUCAGGCCAGAUUCAUUGGCUGCACAGGAGCAAAUCAAGUGCCUUUCCAUUAUUAUUUACGUUUUCACACUCCAGGUACAGCAAGCAUCUUUUGUUUCAGCAUUGUUUGACAGUGAGCCCCUCUGUAUAUAUCUAUUACUCCUGUGUAUAUGCAACUCUACAGACCAGCAAACUGUAAUGUGAAAAGAAAGAAAGGUCCAAAAAUGUCAGAAGAACUUGUUUUUAGUAAUCACUGUCUAGGCCUAGUCAUGAGAUAACUCUUGUUGUGAGGAAUGCGGGGUGGGGGUGUUUUUUUUGUGUCAGGCUGUAGAGGCUCGAUGGUACUCGUGGCACUAGACGUCCACAGCGGUACUUUUACCUACAUGCAGUGUAUAUCCUCAGUAACUGUGAUCCAAAUGCCCCAGCUCUCCAUGCUUAUUUUUAUGUUACUGACUCGCAUUAUUCACCCGUUCCUUUUUCUAUGUGUGACUAUAUAAAUCAUGUGUAACCCAACUAACUAUUAAGGUGCUAAAUGAAGAGUCAACAUUUCAGAAAGCUGACAUUUAUAGUGUCACAUUGCUUGAUUUCAUAUUGCCACCUUUGCUUGUGUAUUUGAGAAUAAAUUUGAUACAUACUUA